AUGGACCCAAACGAGGGCUCAUCCGGUGACAUUGAAUAUAUCGAGUAUGAGAUCAUUUCCACCAGUGACACCUCGGGAAAAGAGUUUGCGCGGAGCGAGAGUGGCGGCACCCGUUCGUGUUCUCUCCUCUCCUUAUCGCCAUCGAGUUCCCCAUCAGCUCCACUAUGUCGAAUUUGUCAUUGUGCCUAUCCGAUCGACCCGUUGGAUCCAUUGAUCUCUCCAUGCAGAUGUUCCGGCAGUUUGCAGCACGUUCAUGUCAGUUGCCUGAUGCAUUGGUUGGAUAUUUCCUCUCGGAAGCUUCAUCGACCGGCGAUUUGCGAGCUUUGUUUGUACAAAUAUCGACGAAGAAGAGUGCUCAAGUACCGUGAGCUCCAAUUGCCCGAAUGUGCUCGUGGUGAUCUCCGCUAUUAUUUCCUCUUGAUGAUUGCUCUCAUUCUCAUGCUCACUUCUGCUGCGGUCACCAUUUUUUGCUUUCAAAUGGAGAAGAAAUAUGUGCUUACGCCGCUUAUCCAAGAAAAAUUGAUGAUUGCAGUUGCCUCUCCAGCUGUCGCACACACGCCAGGCGGUAGUCCAAGUGUUGAACAGUUGCCCACGGGUGCAAGUUCUCAAAUCAAUGACGUUGAGAAUCUCUUAUCAACGAUCACUCUCGUCUCGGCGAUACUCUUCUUUUUCUCGUUUUUCCUUGCCAUGUACGCUCAUAUCAAGUCGGGUCAAUCAAUUUGUGGCUACAUUCGCGGGUGUUGGUCAUCGAAUCUUGAAUGGUCGAUUGAAGAGUACCGGAUGAGUCGAGACACACAAUAUCUCGCGAAACUCGAGGAACUCCGCAGAAAGCUCAAUGAAAAGCAAACGAAAAAGUGCUCAGCCGAGGAGGUGGAACCGUUGCGGAGUGCUGUGAUCGCUAUUGAA
This is a messenger RNA of Mesorhabditis belari, 906 nucleotides long. NCBI's taxonomy places the organism in Eukaryota, Metazoa, Nematoda, Chromadorea, Rhabditida, Rhabditidae. The record is from the annotation of a GenBank genome assembly.